AUGAUUCAGAUUCCGUACAUAUUUGAUAAUAGCAAAAAUGUCACAGCUACCAGUCGUCAGACCGACGAUUAUCAAUCUGGACAUGAGCUGGAGGUGCAAAACACAGUCCACUUCUAUCCAUUCCACCAGUCACUUGAAUCCUUAGGCGCCCAGAGUCUCAAUCUGCAAGCACACCAAUUACCAACCAACGAUCAAGGACAAAGCAUGUUUGUCACAAAUUUUUGCUCGUCUCAUUCGUUUCAUUCCUACAUCCCUUGUCACGACGCCUUGUCCAAAAAUCAAUCCACGACACUUGCCCAAUCGUUGGUUCCCCGUCCAGAGGUUGAGAAUUCAUCUCAGAAAGUUGCUCAGGUACCUGGCAACAAUCACAAUCACAGUCACAGUCACGCAAGUGAUGUCAAAGUGGAACGGGCACCAGAAUCCGAUAACUCCUUCAUCAAACAUGCAACAAAGUCAUCUCCCCCUCCAUCUACACAGAAAGCUCUGCCUAACCUGGUAAACCAGAAACCUCCGGUCUACACCAAGUGGACAGAAAGAGAAGAUGAAUUACUGCGCGCGGCAGUGAGCAUCUACGGUCCGCAUAAGUGGUCACUGGUGGCGACCAAUGUCCCAAACAGGACACCGAUGCAGUGUUCGGCGCGCUGGGUGGGUGCCUUGAAUCCUUCCAUCCUUAAAGGUCGUUGGACCGCACAAGAGGAUGCCGUGCUCACCGAAACAGUUCAGCAAUACAUCAACGCCGUCGACUCUCAGAACAAUCCGCAGCCGAUCCCCUGGAACAAGAUCUCAAAACGCAUUCCUCAGAGAACCGGUGCUCAAUGUCAGGCUCGGUGGACUGAGGCGUUGGACCCGCAUAUCAAGAAAGGCAAAUGGUCACCCAAAGAAGACGAAAUUUUGAAGGAGGGCGUCAGCAUCUACGGAAGAUGCUGGAUUCGUAUUGCGGAGAUGAUUGAUGGUAGAACUCAGAGACAAUGUCCCUCCACCGCCGCUGCCACCGAUGUCACAUCGAACUCGGCCGGUAACACCAUCCAAAGGGUCAAUAACGGCAAUAGCAACAACAUUCCCAUGUUGACACCUCCAACCACCACGCCCUCCACACCCGCUCAAACGAUAAAGAAUUUUUCGUCACUACCUUUUGUGCAAUCGGUAUCCUCGCAAAUCGGCGCCCCGUUUGGAUCGAUAGGCGUAUCCAUGCCUCCUCCCCCCGAUUUUAACAACGUUUCGGCGAUUAUCGCCAGGCAAAACUCGACAUCACCAGAAGUCUACCAGAACCCCAUUUUUUCGGGUCCAAUGACUCCUGCCGCGAGUCCCGGCAACAUGACGACGACGAUGACAGGUUUUUUCACCAACGACGACAACAAUUCGAGACAAGAUUCAAAUUUCUCCGAGGCGCAAUCAAUGAUAUUCCAACCACCAACGCCCAACCCUCUAUGUUUUUACGACGGCGCAUCCUACUCCUUUGAUCCACUAUCAAUCAACCAGAUCACCUACAUUUGA
Messenger RNA from Acaulospora colombiana, 1494 nucleotides. The record is from the annotation of a GenBank genome assembly. Lineage: Eukaryota; Fungi; Glomeromycota; Glomeromycetes; Diversisporales; Acaulosporaceae.